Messenger RNA from Chelonia mydas (Green sea turtle), 6853 nucleotides. It is a transcript of the gene C18H1orf174, whose product is annotated as chromosome 18 C1orf174 homolog. The transcript has 4 exons. NCBI's taxonomy places the organism in Eukaryota, Metazoa, Chordata, Testudines, Cheloniidae. The coding region runs from base 241 to 984 and encodes 247 amino acids. The record is from RefSeq and is a predicted model, not a curated record.
GCCCUUCACAAAGAUGGCGCCUGUUCUUUGUCUGUCUUCCCGCGCCUUCCCCCCCCCGGCUCGCGACGGUCAGAACGCCCAUCACAAAGAUGGCGGCCGCUGCGUGCGUGGCGUAGUGUCGUGCGCACGGCGGCGGGCGACGUCCGAGCUCGUCCCGGAAGCGGCGCGGCGCCGGCUGGGGCGGGGAAGGCAGCUGGAGCUGGCGGCGCCCGGCCAGAGCCGCCCCCUCCUGGGCGUCUUAUGAGGACCCGAAAGCUUGCAGAUGGAGUGCCAUCUUCAGAACGGCCGAAGGCUGGAAACAACGCAGCAACCCAGUCUUCAUCUCAUCAAGAGGUUGAUCUUUGCAAAUCCACAAAAACAGUGUGUCUGGCUUCGUCACACAAAGCAACUGACAGACGCCCUUCAAAGAGGCUAAAAUGUGAAAAAAACAGUCUAGUGAAACUGCAGUUACAAGAACUUGUAUCUGGAAAUGGAAGUGUUCGCCGUCUGAAAGAACCAACGGAAACAUCUGAUGAGACUCAACUCUUGGGAGACUCGGUUGACCCCAAUAUGAAGCCUUUACAGAGUAAAAUCAAAAGUGCACCAAAGAUUAAUGAAGAGAGAGAGGGGAAUGAUGAUGAUAUUUCCAUAAAACCAUCUGCACUGAAGGGAAAUAGCUGCCCACCAAAGAAAGAGGAAGGUGAAACUUUUCUGCCAAACCAUAUCCCAAAUGUGGAAGAGGAGAGCAGCUGUGGAACUGCGUUUUCAGAUGAGUCUGGGCUGGAGACCGUAGAUCUCCAGAAGAAACCAAUACAAUUGGAUAAUAGUGCUUUCUUAGAUGAGGACAGUAACCAGCCAAUGCCAGUGGAUCGAUUCUUUGGAAACAUUGAGUUCAUGCAGGACCUCCCAGCAGCUGCAGUCACGUGCACCACAAUGAGCAGGCGAGAAUUUAGAAAACUGCACUUCAUUGCAAAGGAAGACGAUGAUGACGAUGAUGCACUUUAAGCACAGAAUGCAAAAAACAUAACUUUUAUAGUUGUUAAAUUCUCUCUUUUUCUAUAAGUCUGUUGAAAUAAUUAGUGAUCCUAUUAUAAUUAGCUGCCCUACCCAUCACAUUUCACUGGCAUGACAUCUUUCUGCAAGUGCCUUUCCUAGAGAAACUGUCUAUUUCUCUAGGAAUCCUAGACAAAACCCCGAAGCUGGGUGUGGAAGAGAGCGAGUGCCUUUACUAGUGAAUGUGGAAGUAUGAAGUCUGUAGGAUUUAGAAGCCACAGCUACUGAUUUACCAAUUUAACAGAAUUAAAGGACUUGUUGCUUUAAUAAACUAAGCAAUUUUACUUUAUCUCUUUGUUGUGAAGAGGAACAGCUAACAAGAGCAUUAUGUAAAUUUGAGCACAUACAACACAGAUAGGUUGCUGUGGGCUAACAGUGAUCUUCUUAAAAAGAAGAAAAACCUUAAAAGCAAAAUGUGACUAACACAUGUUUGUGUUCUUCAUAGGUGCCUAGUAAGUAAGCUGCUGGUACCCAAUACCUAAGAGGGAGUCCAUCCUGUAUUUCUUAUGUUUAGUGUUAUACCAUUUGUUUACUUCUGAAACUAAUCAAUUCAACUUACAAACCUUUAAAUUGUGGUUCUGUUGGGGAAAACUGGCCCUGUACAAAUGUUAGUGUGGGUUCUGUUUUGUCUCUAGAUGACCAGAUGUGCUUAUUUUACAAACAAGUAUGAGAGCUUUACUCUCUGUUCAAUGAACUCCACCUACCAUCUGAGGUAUAAGCUGGGUUUUCUUUCUUUCACAUAUAUUACCAGCAGUAAAAAUACUGCAGGAUAAAUAUUGCCCUCAUUUAUACCUAUGUAACCUUACUGUUUUCUUGAGUUGGUUUACACAGCUCUUAUUUAUGGGAACUCAGUAAAUCUGUUGAUGCUCAAGAAGGAAUAAAAACUAAUCUCUGAGCUUUCUUCAACAGUUUAUUACUAGAUGAAUGGGUGUUGGAAGUACAGAAUAAGGUUGGUCUGCCUGAUUUUCCCAGGUUGUAGUGGUUUUGGAAAAUGAGCAGCUUCAAAUGACUUCAUGAAAAUUGUUAGUUCAUCUAACAUUGGUAACACUUCACUGGCAGUGGUUAUUAGGCAAUACGCUUCUAGAUCUUUACUUUUGAAACGUUUAAGUACUUGCUCUCUAUAUUUCUAGAAAAGUAGGAAACAUCUCAGCAGAUGGCUUACAUAAAUAUUCAUUUCUACAGCUAUUGCCUGUUAAGCAUCCACAUAAAAGCUGAAUGAAUUGUAUAUAUGUUCAUUCACUUAUUUUCACUUCUGAUAUGAUAUUGCUGUCAGCAAUGUCUUACUGCUUUUCCUCUUUUCUAAUAUACAGGCAUUCAACUUUUUUUAAAUAGUGUAGUUACGAUUUUUAACUAAAUCUUGCUGUAAUCCCUAUAGCUUUUGUCCUUCAAGCUUUUGGGGAUUUAUUUGUGAACCACUGUCCCUCAUAAGUGUCUAUUCAGGUGGAAUAACAUUUAUUUUGAAUAGAAUCUUGAAGGGUGAUGUUAAAUUAUUUAGGGAACAUACUGUAUAGACCACAUUAUAUUUGUCAGCAGGGCAAGAACAGGAUCUUCAUUUGUUAUUACAUCUCCAAAAAUAUCCUGGAGCGAAUGUGUAGAUUUCUUAUUUACUGGUAUUAAAACAGUUACAGAUUACUAUUCAAUUGUUUUGAUUGUAUAAAGAAGUAUAUGUUUAAAAAUUAACAGGGACAGGUAACUAUUGGGUCUGCCAUAGCCCUGCUUUAAAAAUGCACCCGCUCAUUGUAUAGCAGCAAUGCUGAAUGCUUAUUUUCUGAGUUUGUUACUCACUUUUUUUAAUAUAGUAAAACUUCCCCACUUUGAACAAUAAGAUGGUACUUUUUUACUAAUAACCUAAUGCUACUUGGAGUAGUGUUUGUGGUGGAAAAGAGAGAGAAGCAAGUCCAUGGAAAAAACACACAGGCAUGUUGUGACCAGUGUUUCACCAAAUGUAAAAACACAACUCUGUGCCAAAAGACAUUAUUCUAGCCUGACCAAUUUAUACUUCACUCUAUCAGAAGUGGGUCUUAGUUCAUUUGAUUUUGCACUAGUUGCUUGUACACACCUUGUCUCUCCUUUAUACUUAUGUAUGAGGCAAAAGAUGCCUGAAAGAUCUUUAUUAAACAAAUAUAUAAAAAUACAUUGAAGUUUUACAUUAACAUAGUUCCUGAGAAUUCAGUUGAUUUCAGAUGGCCUUUUUUAAAAAAAAUCAUUCACAUUUUACUACAUAAUUAAGAGGUAGAGGGGAGCACAGCUGAUGAACAGACAAUUAUCAAAGAUAUUGAACAUACAAUACCUUUUCCUAUAAUAUCCUUCAUAUGUAGUACUGCACAACACUGCAAGAAAAGUCAAGCAGCCGAGGAAGUUGGAAGAUGUUUUUUAAAAAAAAAGAGGAAUAUGAACCAAGAAAAAAGACAGAAUCUAGCACCACUGAUAGUUUCUUUAGAAAAUAUGUACGUAAAAUAAUAGGUUAAAAAUGGGAGUCAUUAGUAGAUUAGAGCAGAGAUCACAGGGACACAGAACUGGGAGUAGCUCUGCCACUAACUGUGUGGUAGCCUUUGGUAAAUCUAAGGUACACGGAUUGUUUGCCCAGCUGUAAGCUCUGUAGAACAACUUAACUACCUCACAGAAAAUGAGCUGGGGCCUCAGAAACCAACUGUAUGAAAGGUGGAAUGACAAAUGUUUGAAUGAGGUUUGAUUGCAGCCACAUCUAUAUUAGGGAAUUUAGCAAGAAGAGAUCAAUCUAUGAUGUUCUUUCACUAAGAAUUUCAGAAAUAUUAUAAAUGGUGUCCUUUCAUAUAGUUUAGAAAACCACAGCAAAAAGCCACCUUCAGGGAAGUCACUUUGAGACCUUCUGCAUUCGCUUUCUUUUUCUGUAUAUUUUAGUUUUGUCACAGGUGAGAUUAUGGCUGGCUUUCUUAUGGCAAGCAAUAUGCACUAGUUUUAAAUUUUCCAGAGUAAAUAGCAACUGAUAGAAGUAUUCCCAGGCCACUUCCCUUCCAUCUUGUUCUUUGACAGCUUCUGCCAGUGUUGGUACAAUAGUUCGUUUCUUCUCUAUUCUGCAAUAUAAAAUGAGGGAAGCAUUUCCCAUUAUUGACCGUAACAAACUUCCUUUUAACAAACCAUGUAUGUAUUCCCUAUAGGAAGGAUGGGAGCUAACCUUUCAGUCAUGUGUAAGACUUUUCUGCAUUGAUAUUAGGAUGUGUGUGGUGAUGGUAGUUUUUUUAAAUUCUAAAGAAAGGAGCUUAGCAUGAGUAAUGUGGACCCUAGAAUCCUAUGUAAUUUCUAAUUACAUAACAGCUUUGGGCAGGGGCAGAAAUGAAAGACUAGUCACCUGAGGAGCCUAGUGGGAGAUGUUUUUAAUACACAGAGAAGUUGGGGUAAGGGAAGAGCAGCUAACAAUGAAUGUACUAGAAUGUAAUAUGUAUUGUAGAUUUCUAUCUUGUCACCCAUUUCUGCAAUAUCUGAGUACCUUCCAUCUCAGUGGAUUUAGGAGAAAAUGAGCAGACUAACCAUCAGACUUCCCCAUAAGAUGAAAACAAACUGGGUUGGUAUCUUGUUUAAUGCUGAAGGUGGACAGUGUGUAACAGGUAUGUUUGGUUUAAUGUUUUAUACGUACAUAUGAUCGAGAUUCCACGUACUGAAGAGGAUUCUGCUCUCCCUGUUACUGUAGGGAUUGAUGGAAUGUUUACACAGGCAGUAAUCCCUGUCAAAAGGACCCUGUAAAAAGAUAAAGGCAGCGGGAUAGUAUCCACCCAGCAAAAUGUAUUCAGCUUGUUGCACAGGAAAAGAUAUGGGAAGAAUCAAGGCCAUCCACUGACAAAGGCUGCCUUUGGAAACACAGGAUAAAAUUUUAGUAGUUUUCCCUGCAUAAAUAAGCAAUCAAUAUCAGUAAGCUAACUUAUGCUUGUAUUUAAUUGGGUAUCUAAGUAAUUAUCUCUUUCCUCAAAUUCCAUCACUGUAGAGCAGUGGUGGGCAACCUGCAGCCUAUCAGGGUAAUCCACUGGUGGACUGCAAGACCGUGUUUACAUUGACUGUCCUUAGGCACAGCCGCCCACAGCUCCCAGUGACCACAAUUUGCCGUUCCCGGCCAAUAGGAGCUGUGGGAAGCGGCAGGCAGCACGUCCCUGCAGCCCGCGCCGCUUCCCACAGCUUUCAUUGGCUGAGAACAGUGAACCGUGACCACUGGGAGCCAUGGGGGGCCAUGCCUAAGGACGGUCAAUGUAAACACUGUCUUGCGGCCCACCAGCGGAUUACCCUGAUGGGCUGCAGGUUGCCCACCACUGCUGUACAGCAUGCCAGCACUUGCUGCAGCAGAGAACUCUGGCUAAGAAAUGACUGUGAAAUGUGUGCCUAUGUAAGAGGUGAAUGGGAGGCAGCUCUUAGCAUGGUGGAACUUUUAACAAUGAUUGGAAAGCUAGUACUGAAGCCCCUGAUACCGCUGCUGUUUUACAACAAUUUGUAGAUCAGUGGUUCAGGAGAGCCAGAUGUGAAAUCCAAUUUUUAGCUUAUAAAGGGCAAGAAACAAGUCCUCUUUUAAAGCUGGGUGAUUGUUUACACAACCGUUGGCACCAUGUCCUGCUGAAAGCCUAACUGAAAUGUCAGCCUAAAUCAGACAUUUUACUUAAAUAAAAUACAGAAUCCUGGAAAGCCCUGCCUCCCCUAGUAAGGCUUGAAUUUGUUCAGCAGUAUGACAAUCAGCAAAGGGAUGCUGUCAACUUAAAAAUGUUGUAAAUCAGUUAGUUAUGUUACCCACACCCUUGAUUAAUAAAAGAGGUAAUAUGCCACACUUUGCUUCUCAAAAGUUGGAUGCUCAAAGUAAUUAGUCAGUUUCACUCUCAGUGCUGCAAUGUUUAAAAUAUCACUCCAAAAAACAAAACACUUGUUGGUCUUAAGUCUUGUUUAAAUUUAGUAAAAACACCAAAGAAUUUUAUCUGAGAACAAAUUAUGCUGGCAGCGUCCUUCAGUCACUGUAGGUAGGUAAAUUAUUUCUCUUCAGUUUAAUAGUUUGCAGUGCCCAGAGGCUUAUUCUGCCUUUAAAUGCAUAACUCCCAUUACAAUUUAUUUUCAUAAGCAUAGCACAUAAAAUAUACCUUACACACACUUAUUUGUCUUCGAAAUAGUUUCUUACUUGACAGGAGAACCAUCCCUCAGUAGUGCAGAGGCGGACCGCCGCCUCCUCUCUUCUGUCAAAGUAACAGCCAUUAUAUUUAACAGACUUCAGUUUAUCCAACAUAAAGUCAGUUAUUCUUUUAUAUUCUGCUUGUGCUGCUGGAUGAACAGCUGAAGUAUAACUGCUAACCUUUAAGAAAAUAAAAAGCACUAUGUCAUUCCUAGCUCAGACAGUGCCUACUGCACCCUGAAUCUACUUAAUAAAUCCAAUAGAUUUAAAUGUAAAACUAGUUCCAUGGCUGUUUAUGGAAAAAAAUUCAGCUGUUCAGGUCUAAUGUAAAGAUUUAUUUUUAAUAACAGCUUGAAACCAAGCUACAUUCAAAACAGCAAUUUUUACCUCUUUCAUAUAACUUCGUAUUCUGCUUUCACAACUGUAUCUCAUAUAACUUGAUUUAUUCUUAAAGCGAGACUCCAUACCUAAAAGACAUAAAUAUUUUAUGACUUGUAUAAAAAAUCUCAAGCUGUUGUUUUACUUGGCUGGAUCUCUAGCUCCUUUUCUUUAUGAAAUGAAGUGAGUAUGAUUGUUUAUUUGCUUCGCUUCCCUGUUCAUAGUGUAAGCACUCUGGAUACCAAGAAUGCCUUACUAUUUUGGCUUUACAUAGGGUUCAGUACAUUGUUUGCACUUAAUAAAUCAUAUACCAAUCAUUGCUCUUAA